Messenger RNA from Dermatophagoides pteronyssinus (European house dust mite), 948 nucleotides. RefSeq lists its product as uncharacterized. The record is from RefSeq and is a predicted model, not a curated record. NCBI's taxonomy places the organism in Eukaryota, Metazoa, Arthropoda, Arachnida, Sarcoptiformes, Pyroglyphidae. Gene Ontology annotation, cellular component: mediator complex; transcription regulator complex. Gene Ontology annotation, biological process: positive regulation of transcription by RNA polymerase II.
UGGUUUGGUGUUUGGUAGUGUAAGGGUAUAAUCAACCAGAAAAAAAAAGAUGAAUUCAAAUUUCAUUAUUUUAGUUUUUUUCAUCAUUCAAACAACAAAAUCAACGAAUCCAAAUGAUAAUGGUGAACAACAACAACAGCAACAGCAGAAUCGUACAACAUUCAUAAUCAAAAAUGAAACCACAUUCGAUCGAUUCAGUCUUGCAUACGGGCUAUUAUUGGAUACAAAUUGUGAAACUGAUGAUGAUUGUAUUAUAAAAAAUUCUAUAUGUAAUACAAAUACAAAACGUUGUGAUUGUGAUUAUAAUGCUAUUCAUAGUGAUAAUCGUUGUCGUACAUUACAAUGUCAUAAAACACAAGAUUGUUCCGAACAUUUUGGCAAUACAAUUUGUGUAUUUGGUACUUGUCGUUGUCGUUGGGGUUUAAAAGCAAAUGGAAAAUGUGUUGAUAUUGAUGUUCCGGUAAUUGGUUCACAAUCAUUACCGGAUUGGGCAAUAUCAUUGAUAGCAAUUGUAGCAUUAUUAUCCGGAAUUUGGGGUGGACGUAGUCCAUUUGUAUCACAAUUAUCCAGACAAUUAUUAUCGAUACUAGUAUUGGUUAUUGGAAGAUUUGCAACAAAUCAACAACAACAACAACAACAAAAUCCGCAACAACCAUCAUCAUCAUUAUUGAUUGAUGAAUUACAAUCGGCAAUGAUACAAAUGAAUAAUCAACGAAAUUCGUCGAUCAACAAUGAUGAAAAUGAUCAACAACAACAACAACAACGAAAACCAAAAUUAUCAUCAGCAAACAUAUUGGAUGAAUUAGUAUCAUUAGCAAAACAAUCAAAUCAAUUUCAAGAACAACAACAACAACAACAACAACUACAACAAACCGAACAAUAAUAAUUACCAAAUUUGAACACAGGUUGAAAUUCUGGUGAAAUGAAAUGAUGACACAUUUUGGAAUU